AUGACGGCAUCAUCCGCCGAACCGGUUGCUGCUUCAACGGCUGCAGCGCCCGUUAAACAGAACGGCAGCUCAGCUGGGAGACACGAGGAAUACCAAUAUCUGGACCUCGUCCGCGAAAUCCUCGAAGAUGGAGAACAUCGUCCAGACAGGACUGGCACAGGCACAUACUCAAUCUUUGCCCCACGGCCGCUGAAGUUCAGCCUCAACAAGGACGGCAGGCCGCUGUACCCACUUCUCACCACAAAGCGUGUUUUCCAGAAGGCCGUCGUCGCCGAGCUGCUCUGGUUCAUAGAAGGGAACACGUCCUCGCUCAGUCUCUCCGAGCAGGGCGUCAAGAUCUGGGACGGCAACGGCUCGCGCGAGUUCCUCGACAGCGUCGGGCUGGGCCACCGCGAGCCGGGCGACCUGGGCCCCGUGUACGGGUUCCAGUGGCGCCACUUCGGCGCCGAGUACGUCGACGCAAAGGCCGACUACACGGGCAAGGGCGUCGACCAGCUGGCGGAGGUGAUCCACAAGCUCAAGACGAACCCCUACGACAGGCGGAUCAUCAUGAGCGCAUGGAACCCCGCGGACCUGAAGAAGAUGGCGCUCCCGCCGUGCCACAUGUUUGCGCAGUUCUACGUCUCCUACCCGAGGUCGAAGGCGUCGGCGGCGGCGGCGGCGGGGACAGAGAAUGGCAAUGGGGAGGCGAAGCCCAAGGGCCACCUCCACUGCCAGCUCUACCAGCGCUCCUGCGACAUGGGCCUGGGCGUGCCGUUCAACAUCGCCAGCUACUCGCUGUUGACGCACAUGAUCGCACACGUGUGCGACCUCGUCCCAGGGAGUCUCACGCACGUCAUGGGCGACGCGCACGUCUACGUGGACCACGUCGAUGCCCUCAAGAUACAGCUGGAGAGGGAGCCGCGCGAGUUCCCGGAGUUGGAGAUCAAGCGGGAGAAGGGCGGCAGUAUAGACGGGUGGAAGGUCGAGGACUUCGAGGUGAAGGGAUAUAACCCGCACAAGACGAUUGCGAUGAAGAUGUCGGUAUGA
Messenger RNA from Diaporthe amygdali, 1029 nucleotides. RefSeq lists its product as uncharacterized. Gene Ontology annotation, cellular component: mitochondrion; cytosol. The record is from RefSeq and is a predicted model, not a curated record. Gene Ontology annotation, molecular function: thymidylate synthase activity. The transcript is spliced from 2 exons. Gene Ontology annotation, biological process: dTMP biosynthetic process. NCBI's taxonomy places the organism in Eukaryota, Fungi, Ascomycota, Sordariomycetes, Diaporthales, Diaporthaceae. The coding region runs from base 1 to 1029 and encodes 342 amino acids.